UUUAUAGGAAUUGCUUUAGCUAAACGAGAAGGAAUUUAUCUAGGAAAUUUGCGUUUGAAUAAUGUUUUGCACGAAGUCGAAGGAGACGUUUACGUUAUAAAUAAAAAUUCUUUUUAUAUCAAAAAUUUUAACUAUGAUGGCAAUGCACCUGAUGCACAUUUCUGGGUUGGAAAUUCGAAAGAACCCUCUGCCAAAGGAACUAAAGUUCCAGAUGAAUUUGGAAGUUUCAGACCUCUUGAAAAAUAUCAGAAUAAGGAUAUUGUAAUAUCAUUACCGAAAAAUGUAACCUUUUCUAAUAUAAAGUGGCUAAGUGUUUGGUGUAUACAAUUUAAUGCGAAUUUUGGAUAUGUAAACGUUUCCAAUUUUACUCCUCCCGAAGAAGUGACCCUUUCAUCUUUGGUUUCUAGAGCUCAUGGAGUUAAAUCUGGAAAGAUAAUUUUGAAAGAUUCGAAAACUAUUAUCAUACAUCAGUUAUAUUACGAUGGUGUUGCUCCUGAUGCAUAUUUUCUUGUGGGAAAAGAUAAACCCAACCCAUCCGGUUUUAAAGUACCAGACGAAAAUGGAAGACAAGGAAAAAUAAAGGGUUAUCAAGGAAAAACUGUAACACUUCGUCUUCCGAAUAAUCUAACGUGGUUUGAUUUAGAUUGGUUUGCUCUCUAUUGCAUUUCAUACAGAGAAAAUUUCGGUGAAGUUUCUAUUCCAAAACAUCUAAAUAUCCCAAUUCAUUUAUCUGAUCUUUCUCAAAUGCAAAAUCAAAUUCCACCAUUGGAGAAUUGUUAUGAGAUGAUUAAAGAUCAUCUUAAUGUCAGAUGGAAAAUUGAUGGAAAUAAUAUUUAUAUUCAAUUGGAAGGAAGAGCUAGUGUCAGUGAAUAUUUAUCAUUUGGUAUUAGUGGUCAUCAAGAUUAUGCUUCAAUGGAAGGUGCUGACGUUGCUGUUACUUUUUAUGAUGAAAGCGAAUCAACUGUCAAAGUUGUAGAUUAUUAUCUCAUCAGUAAAGCUCAGUGUUCGUUAAACGAUGGAGCUUGUCCCGACAUUAGAGUCGGUGGUUCACAGAAUAUCAUGCUGAUGAAUUCGAAAUAUAGAGAUGGAAUUUUAAUAUCAACAUAUCAACGUCCUUUAGAAGCAGUUGAUACGAACGAUAAGUCGAUAGAAGUAAACAAAACUACAACUGUUGUAGCAGCAAUUGGACCGAUCAAUUCCAGAAAAGAAGUGGCUAAACAUAGAUUAGUUACAAGAGAUACAAUUAAAAUAAAUUUCAACGAAGAUGGACAAGAACAACAACAAUGUACUCCUUUAACAUCAGAUACGACAUCUAAACCCUUUCUUAAACCUUGGCCAUCUCUUAAAAUAACCGACGAGACAAUAUUCAAAGCAAAGAUAGGACCCACUGGUGGAAACAGAGGAUAUUCUGCUAUAACUGGUAUACCAAGUUGGGGAUUUUGCUGGUGGAUUAACGGAUUACUAAUACCCGAACUAACUGUAAAAAGAGGAGUAACGUAUACUUUUAUUGUAGAAGGAGGUAACGAUAUUACUAACGGUGCUAAAAAUCAUCCUCUUUAUAUUACAAAUAAUAAAGAAGGUGGAGGAUAUCAAAGUCAAGAUGAACUUUGGACACCUAAACAUAUGGUUUACGCUGGACUAGAAAGAGAUGGAAAUAAUACAAUCUUAACAGGAGGAGGACGCUUUUGCGAAUAUAAAUUAAAUGGUGUGGAUAUGUCAGAUAGUUUUGACACUUUCGAAGAAUAUAAGAAAACUGUAACGUUAACUUGCGAUGAAGGAAAUCCUGCAGUAUUUAAUUGGACACCCAAUCAUGAUACACCCGAUAUUGUUUAUUAUCAGUGUUAUACACACAGGAAUUUUGGAUGGAAAAUUCACGUGGUUAAUUCCACUGCAACGAUACUAUUAUCGUGGAACUGGAUUUUAUUUUUAUGUAUUUUCAAUAUUAAAUUAUUUAAUUUCUAUGUAAGCAUUUGGUAAUAAGAAACUUUACACGGAGAAAUAUUUUCUUUUAUGUAAUUAUAUUUCUUAAACUGCAUUCUUACUGUUUUUUUGUAUUUCAAACGGUCAAAAUGUCAAUUAAACCACGAGUAUAUUUUAUCGUUUUA
This is a messenger RNA of Centruroides sculpturatus (bark scorpion), 2105 nucleotides long. Its product is annotated as protein Skeletor, isoforms B/C-like. The annotation marks the transcript as partial. NCBI's taxonomy places the organism in Eukaryota, Metazoa, Arthropoda, Arachnida, Scorpiones, Buthidae. The transcript is spliced from 15 exons. The record is from RefSeq and is a predicted model, not a curated record.